AUGGAGGCUAAGACUAAGAUGUCUGAGUUGCUGCCAUUCAUAAUGAUGGUGAUUAUGGAAGGUUGGACCAUAGGACUCACCAUUUUUGCAAAAACUGCAAUAACCAAUGGAAUGAGCCCAUUUGUGUUCAUAGUUUAUACCAAUGCUUUGGCCACUGUAAUACUGUUCCCUUGUUCCUUUUUAUCACACCAAGAUGACAGAAAGGAGCGGCCAACUUUUACUUUCUCUUUGUUCAUGCGAUUCCUGUUCCUUGGCUUUAUAGGGAUAACCAUGGCUCAGAGCUUUUUAUUCCUGGGUCUAAGUUAUAGUUCGCCAAUACUUGUGUGUGCCAUGGGACAAUUGAUUCCAACGUUUAACUUUCUUCUCUCUCUCAUUCUCAGGAAGACAGAGCUGAAUUUAAGAAGCACUGGUAUCCAAGUCCAAGUAAUUGGUAUCUUGGUAUCAAUAAUGGGAGCAGUGUUAGCUGAAUUCUUCAAGGGACCACUUAUAAGACCCUCUUCACACCACCUUAAACAAACCAACCAACUUCUUGUCUUCUCCUCAACACCAGAGUUUUGGCUUCUUGGUGGCGCUUUGCUUGCUACAGCUUUUUUCUCACUUUCACUUUCCAACUUCAUCCAAAAAGAAACCGUCCAGCAAUAUCCAGAACCAAUGAAGGUGGUUUCUUAUUGUAGCUUAAUUGGAACGAUCCUCAGUGCAGUAGUGUCGUGUAUUGUUGAGAGGGACAUAAUUGCUUGGAAGAUAAAACGUAACAAGGAUCUUAUUCUCAUUCUUCUAACUGCACUGGUAGGAGGUGUGAUUCGUCCAAAUAUUCAAGUAUGGUUAACCAGAAUGAAGGGUCCACUUUAUGUAUCACUUUUCAAGCCCUUUGGUAUUGCAUUCGCCACUACUUUUGGACUUUGCUUCUUUUCUAACAGCCUUCAUUAUGGAAGUGUGAUAGGAGCAACUUUACUUGGAAUGGGGUAUUAUACAGUGAUAUAUGGACAAAUCAAAGGAAAUGAAGAAGAGACAAGCUGUGACGAUAGCUCUGAUUCUUUGGACAAGAAGAUACCUCUUCUGCAAGAAAAGAUGGAAGCUAAGACUAAGAUGUCUGAGUUGCUGCCGUUCAUAAUGAUGGUGAUUAUGGAAGGUUGGACCAUAGGACUCACCAUUUUUGCAAAAACUGCAAUAACCAAUGGAAUGAGCCCAUUUGUGUUCAUAGUUUAUACCAAUGCUUUGGCCACUAUAAUUCUGUUCCCUUGUUCCUUUUUAUCGCACCAAGAGGACAGAAAGCAGCGGCUAACUUUUACUUUCUCUUUGUUCAUGCGAUUGUUGUUCAUCGGUUUGAUAGGGGUAACCAUGACUCAGGCCUUUUUAUUUCUGGGUCUAAGCUAUAGUUCGCCAAUACUUGUGUGUGCCAUGAGCCACUUGAUCCCAACGUUUAAUUUUCUUCUCUCUCUCAUUCUCAGGAAGACAGAGUUGAAUCUGAGAAGCCCUGGUAUCCAAGUCCAAGUGAUUGGUGUGUUGGUAUCAAUAAUGGGAGCAGUGGUAGCUGAAUUCUACAAGGGACCACUUGUAAGACCUUCUUCUCACCACCUUAGACAAACUAAGCAACUUCUUCUCUUCUCCUCAACACCAGAAUUUUGGCUUCUCGGUGGCGCUUUGCUUGCUGCAGCUUCCUUCUCCCUUUCAAUUUCUAACUUUAUCCAGAAAGAAACUCUAGAACAAUAUCCGGAACCAAUGAAGGUGGUUUCUUAUUCUAGCUUAAUUGGAACGAUCCUCAGUGCAACAGUGUCGUGUAUUGUUGAGAGGGACAUAAAUGCUUGGAAGAUAAAACGCAACAAGGAUCUUAUUCUCAUUCUUCUAACUGCACUAGUAGGAGGUGUGAUUCGUUCAAAUGUUCAAGUAUGGUUAACUCGCACGAAGGGUCCACUUUAUGUACCACUUUUCAAGCCCUUUGGUAUUGCAUUUGCCACUACUUUUGCAGUUUGCUUCUUUUCUAACAGCCUUCAUUAUGGAAGCGUGGUAGGAACAACCAUAGUUGGAAUGGGGUAUUAUACAGUAAUGUAUGGACAAGUCAAAGGAAAUGAAGAAGAGACAAGCUGUGACGAUAGCUCAGAUUCCUUGGACAAGAAGAUACCUCUUCUGCAAGAAAAGAUGCAAGUGUAAACAGAAUUUUGAAAGAUUCUAGAGGCAGAGGAAUUCCAGAAUCUUCCUCAGUAUCAUAUAGUUUCAAACUGAUUGUGAUACAAGUUUCUCCCAUGCUGCAAAUAGUUCAACUGUAAUUAACUCAAACUGUAUAUAAAUCAUGAAACACGUAAGUAGCACAAAAACAAGGUGGUUGAAGCCUUUGCAUUGUCGUUGUACAAAAUAUCCGUUUGUGUAUAUAAAUAUAUGUA
Messenger RNA from Vigna umbellata (rice bean), 2378 nucleotides. Its product is annotated as WAT1-related protein At1g70260-like. NCBI's taxonomy places the organism in Eukaryota, Viridiplantae, Streptophyta, Magnoliopsida, Fabales, Fabaceae. The record is from RefSeq and is a predicted model, not a curated record. Gene Ontology annotation, cellular component: membrane. Gene Ontology annotation, molecular function: transmembrane transporter activity.